Messenger RNA from Crotalus tigris (Tiger rattlesnake), 3588 nucleotides. It is a transcript of the gene PATL2, whose product is annotated as PAT1 homolog 2. Lineage: Eukaryota; Metazoa; Chordata; Lepidosauria; Squamata; Viperidae. Bases 1029 to 3212 code for a protein of 727 amino acids. Gene Ontology annotation, cellular component: P-body. Gene Ontology annotation, biological process: deadenylation-dependent decapping of nuclear-transcribed mRNA; P-body assembly. The record is from RefSeq and is a predicted model, not a curated record. The transcript has 18 exons. Gene Ontology annotation, molecular function: RNA binding.
UCCUUUAUCCAGGCAGUUGGCACCAUUCCCUUGCUGGAUUUAUCAGCCGUUUGGUGGGUAGUUCAAAACAACAGCCUUUGAUGGUGGAUGCUGAAGAGCACCUGAGAGGCAGGUGUAAAGCCCCAGAUCAGCUCUCUUAAAGCGCAACCUUCCCAUGGCUCUUCAUAUCAACUCUCCCAAUGAAUGCAGAUGUUUGACCUGUGAUGGACGAGUUCAAAACUGGUUCUUGAAUUAAUCCAUUUUUUAGGCUUCAUGCAAUACACUCAAGUGAGCCAAGGGAACUGGACCUGCGUUGGAGAACAGCGACUCGUGGGGGUUGGGGGGGAACCAGCCCCGAAGUUAAAACCAAAGCAAGCCUGUUGUGCGAAUGGCUCUAGCUACCUUUCACCUGGUCCGACUGCAGGGUGUGUGUGUGUGUGUGUUUGUGUGUGUGUGUGUGUGAGAGAGAGAGAGAGAGAGAGAAAGAGAGAGAGAGAGAGAACACAGCAAGGACGAGCCAAGGGAAAUUAAUUCAGCAAGCCCCCCCCCAACUCAAGAAAACGCUCCCCGUAAACGGAGAAAGAGGAGCCAUCCUUGAGAAACGACGGUCGCUUUUCCCAUCCGGACUAGCCCCAUCAUCCCCGGCCAGCCCGGCGAGGAAUGACGGCGACCCGAAGUCCAGCAAACCAGCCUGGCGCGCAGACUGGCUCCGAGGCCGGAAACACCGAGGCGGUCGCUUUCACACGACCCGUUUGACCCACGAUGGAAUACACCCGGGUUCCACUCCAGUCAGCUCGAUUCGAACUCAAAUCGGCUCGCUGCUCCGCGGGAUCCGGAGGGGAGCGGAGGGAGCGGGCAAAGCAGCUGGCCCCGCACACCGGAGCCACGCGGGACCCGACUCCCCCGUGGCUGGGUCCCUUAAAGGGGUGGGGGUGUAUUUGUUUAAAUGAGACCCGGACCCGCCGCCCCGCCCCCGAAAAGGCCCUUUAAAAGCGCCGGCAUGGCCGCAGGGAGCGACCGCAGCCGGGCGAGGGCGCUACGAGGGCUCCAUGGCCGAAGGAGGCGAAGCCGCCGGGGCGCCGGACGUGAUCCUAGAGGAUUAUUUCAUGAUGGAGGAGGACAUAGGGGAAGAAACUCUGAUUGACAAAGCAACUGAAGAGGAUGAAAUUGAUCUCUAUAUUAACUUAACAUUCACUUCAGCCUACCCUGAAGACAAUAGGGCAAAGGCCUUGACAACGGAAUCUCAGAAGGUGGCUGUGGUUGACCCCAGGGAAGGGGAGAUGGUCGAUGCUGAAGGAGAACAGGAGACCAGAACGUCAGAUGAGGAACCGAUGGUAGAAGAUGGAAAAGAAGACGAAAGUCUUUCCGAAGAGUCUCAACCCCAGUUUGCUUCUGGCACCAUGGAGGCCGACGAGGAAGCCAUGACCGACCAUGGAGAGGUGCCUACAAGUAAGAAUGCAGGAGAACUGCAUGACUUGGAAGAUCCAGCUGUUAUGAGUGCUGUACGAGGUCAGCGUCUGCUGGAGAAAGAAGAUUCUGCUGUUCUCGAUAGCAAAGUGGCCAGCCAUUUUUCGGAAUUUUCUCCUGGUUACUUGCCCCAUUCAAAGUGUAUGUGGAGGACUCCAACUCUGAGGAGGAGCCCGUCGCUAUCGAUGAUGCAGGCUCUAGAAAGGGUGUCCCGGUCCCGUGCCAAUCUAGAUUUCCUGACUUCACCGGUGCGGACCAGCUUCCUUGAUUCCCCUGACGUGGACUGCUCAGCUUUCUGCGGGAGGACUCUGAGUCCCACUCCCCAGCGUUUCAUGCGUCAAGAACCUCCCGUGAUGUCGCCUUCCAUAAGACUACCGUAUCCAUUCACUCCACCUCGCAGGAUACGUCGUCCGUUUGGCCUUAGCCAGAUGUCAGGAUAUGCCUCUCCACCUCCCUUCCAGCCAUUGUUUUCCAACGCCAGCAGCCCAACAUGGGCUUUGACGCACACCCCUGAAACGCCACCCUUCAGCCCGCUGAGUGGCAGCCAGCAGAAGAUCAGCUUGCCCAGUGCAAUGACUCAGUUGCAUCCUUUACAUCAGCGAUUUCUGACUCAAAGGCAGCGAGGGCAAAAAGUGAGAUCAUGUUCCUGCUUACCUCCAAGACUCCCCAGCGUGGACUCUCAGACGCCAGAAGUGGAUCCUUUCUCUGCUCUCAUGAUUCCGUUUGAAAAAGAUUGGGUGAUCAAGGUACAGAUGUUACAGUUGCAGAGUGAAAACCCCCAGCGGGAUGACUAUUAUUACCAGGAAUAUUAUCGCAAGCUGGAGCACAAACAAGCUGAGAAAGGGCUCCUGCCAGGGAGUAAACUGGACGUCCCUAAGUUAGUCACCCCAUAUAUCCAAAGAGUGGAGACCUACGAAUCUGUAGUGCGGAUUCCAGGGUCCUUGGGACAGGUAGCCAUGUCCACCUGCUACAGUCCCCGCAGAGCUAUCGAUGCGGUGUACCAUUUCUCUCUGGAACAGGCGGUAGGGAAUCAGCGGCUACAAGUGCUUUACCAGAUUGAGAAAAUGUACCUUAUACUCCUGGAGAUGGAGGACAUUCAGCGGAAACUGGAUCAGGCCCCAGAAGAGAUGCAUCCCCAAUUAUACGAGAAACUUGUCCGUGUAGUAGAACGCAUCUACCAAGCACUGAGAAUUGAGGAGCAUUCUGGUAAAGAAGAGGUGAAAGAGGAGUUUCUACAGCUUCUGCUGGUAGGAAAAGGGAAGCGGUUGGUGGCCCGUCUGCUGCCACAUCUGUCCCUGGAGAGAGCCAAGAUGACCCUUGUCAGUAUUGUGCAACACCUAGCAAUGCUCAUCAAGAAGGACCUAUUGGAGGAGUCCCUCUCUGUCCUCUACACUCCUCUCUGUAACACCAUUGGACAGUUGACAUUUAGAGAGUUGAUGGAUCUCCUCCAGGAACUCACCCAGUUGCAGCCCGAUUCUGUCAAACAGUCCCUCACUUUGGUCUUCAGCAAUAAGUUUGCCAUCUCGCUGCUGUACCUGCUCUUGAGCCAUGGUGAGAGAUGGCUCUCUUCGGAUACAUCCCCAAAGCCUGAUACUAAAGACUUGGAAAAAUGGGUGGACUUGGUGCUUCUUGUUGCAAGAGAGCUGUCUCAAGUUCCCAAAACUUCCAUGGUGGAACCCCUUCACCUUCCCAGCAACCUUCUCUUCCUCUUCUGUCGCUAUGUGGACAAAGACAUUGUGAACCGCUUGGAUGUCCAGAUGGACUGAGGAUUAUCCAUGGUUAAGGGAGUGUGUUAUGUGAAGGCAAGUAUAUCUGCAAGGGUUCGACAUGUGUGGCAGGGCAACCGUAGAUGAAAGCUGUAGGGUCUUUAUAGCCCAGUCACUUGACAAGAUGUGAGGGACUUCUCUGGUAAUUGCACGCCUCCUUUCAGCUCUCUUUGGUCUUUGAUCGGCCAUGUAACCUCGAGGUCUUGCUGAACUACAACUCCCAGCAUUCUUAGCAAAUAUGGCCAAGAGUGGCGGAUUCUAGGCCUGGUAGUUCAAUAACAUCUGGAGGUCCAACAGGUCCACAUCUUCACCUCUUUCAUAACAGGGGACAUGUGAACUCAUUGCUCUUUUAGAAAUUGGGGAAGGAGGCCCUUGA